This is a messenger RNA of Lachancea thermotolerans CBS 6340, 2178 nucleotides long. It is a transcript of the gene NDT80, whose product is annotated as transcription factor NDT80. The coding region runs from base 1 to 2178 and encodes 725 amino acids. Lineage: Eukaryota; Fungi; Ascomycota; Saccharomycetes; Saccharomycetales; Saccharomycetaceae. Gene Ontology annotation, biological process: positive regulation of transcription by RNA polymerase II; meiotic cell cycle. Gene Ontology annotation, cellular component: nuclear chromosome. The record is from RefSeq and is a predicted model, not a curated record. Gene Ontology annotation, molecular function: DNA binding; DNA-binding transcription factor activity. The transcript has a single exon.
AUGCCAGAUGAUGCGAAUGAGGAGACAAUACAAGAGUUUGCAUACAGCCUGAAUGCCGAAGAUGGGUUGAAGGACAUUGCAGGAGGCGAGGUGCAUGACGAUCUCAAUGAAGCUAUUGUGGAAAACGACAGCCGCGGGAAAGUUGAAAAUUCGGGGGGAUCAGAGAGAUCAGCACAGCAAAGAAGGACUGGGAAGCGUCGCAAGGCACAUGGCCGAAUGAGAAAUUUUGUCUACAAUCAAGAAUCAAGCAGCUCACGUCCUCAUUGCAGGGGGGUCUUGUCCGCAAAGGAAAAGAGUGAAAAUAACGUCGAGACCAUCACGCACGAAGACGGAAGCACGAGUAACUACUUCGAUAAACGCAGACUCAAGAUUGCCCCGCGCUCGACCCUGCAAUUUAAGAUAGGGCCAUCGUUUGAGACUGUCGGGCGAUAUUGCCAAGUGCUGGGGCAUCGUGACAAAAGGCCGGUGAAUUUCAUGCUGAGGCCUCGCAUAGACCGUGGUUUCGACCAUAUUGAAGAUGAAUGGAUCGGUUACAAACGCAAUUACUUCACGCUGGUGACGUCUUUCGAGGUUGAAAGCCUAGAACUGCCGGAAUUUUUGAAUCAGUCCUUUGAAGUGGAUGGGGUUUCAGGUGCGAGUAGCCCCCUAAGGCCAAAGUACUUUGCAGUGCGCCUCAUGGCUGUGUGCGAUGAGGAUGAGUCACAAGUUAGCCUCGUGCAGCACACUGCGAAACGCGAUAAAGGCCCGCAGUUCGAACCGCCCAUCCUGGCAUUGGUUCCCGCAACGCUACCCAGCCAUCAGAUCAUUAGAGAAGCGUCGAAUGUGAGAAACGAGUCGAAGAUGAAGAAAUAUGACUCCUUAUUCUUUUUCUACCGAAACACAGACGCGCAGGAAUUCGCGCCUGAAAGCGUGGUACACAGCUAUCCCAAGGACCGCAUCAAAAAGGUUGCACGAUAUGAAAGGGUACAAUUCUCUUCCUCUAUUAACGCUAAAAAGCAGCCAAACCAGUGCAAGCACUUCAAGCUGCGCGUUGUCUUGGGCUGUGUGGUGGACGGGCAGCACCUAAAUCAAGAUUCGUUUUGCGCUUAUCAGGGCCUCGAUUGCCUUGUCGAAAACGGAACAGGCACUUUUGUGCCAAUAUUAGAGAUGGAGACACCGCCUUUAGUUAUUCGCGGUCGAUCGCCUUCCAAUUAUUCCGCUGCCCUUGCAACCCCAAGUCCUAAGCGAGCAAAAGCUUGCCAGAAUAGCAUAUCCGCAACAAGGAACAGUGGCCCUGGUAAAGGCGUCCCAACUUGUGGCCCCUUGACGCGUGGCACACCUCGCGCUGUAUUCAAAGCAUCAGAAUUUCAAGAUUCAAAUGAGGAUGGCAUGCAGAAGCGCCGUGGUGCCACAAAGCCACUAUCAUUCAGUAGCUCCAACUUGAAGCCCUCGGCCAGCGUAAAGACUCCUGACUCGAAUAUGCCGAAGAAGACCCCGUCCUCACUGACGUUCUCUGAAAAGCGCCUAGAUAUGCAAACAAUGUCAUCUAUUGAGGCCGUGAUGAUGAGGCAUCUCCCGCAUAUCCUUGAAAGGGGAUCUGUCGUUGAAGGUCUAGAUUUAUUAUCCAAACACUGCUCUGACAGCUCGUACACAAUCGGCAUGAGGGACAUUGAGCUGACGCCGUUUUUACUAGGAACGCCUCAAGACUUCGGUGGACAUCAUUCAACGUCGGGUUUUGAAAGUGAUGUUUUCGGUCUAGGCAUGAGCCCGGAGCCCGCACAUCCACAUUCCCCCAGCAAUGCUUGCACGAUCCGAGAAACUACGAAGCAACUGCGUCCACUCAGAGAACGCAAGCUCAAUAAUAAGCCUGCUUCCAUGGAUAUUACUUUCUCAGGCAAGCCCUCAUCAACAAACAACGAUGAGGCCACUGAGUGUACUUUCUCGGAGAACUCGUACCAGUUUCAUGCCACCAUAAAUGCAAAAAGUUCAAGGGGCACGGCCAACGUACCGCGAUCGGUUGAACCAAACCCCAUGGACAUCUCAUUCCGUUUAAAUAUGGGCACUGAUUCCGCAAGCAUGCCUCGGCCAAUUUCUAACACGGGGCUAGCAUCGCGGCGUAUGCUCACAGCAAGUGGCAAGCCAUCGGAUAUCUUCGGGGCGAGCGAACUCUUCGACGAGCCUAGUUUCUAUCGUCAUUAA